UGCGCGCUUUGUUGGGUUGGGUUGGUUUUGUUUUGUUGCCAUCCUCGUGGCUCGCCUCGCUAUAAAUCUCGACGCCUCCCUCCCUCCACAUGCUCCCUCGUGGCCGUCACAUUGCGGCUGCAAUUCCUGUGGGCUCAACGGGUUUUUAAUCAAUCAAAUUCCGUUAUCCCCCUCCCUCUCGCGUAAUAUAAGUAGGAGUAUCUCUCUUCGUCCCGGCACAAGGCUGCGAGAUCUUGCUACAAGAUUCCUCCCCGCGCAAGCACGAGCGCAGACCGGAGCGAGCAAGUGGUCGCCGAGAUUUGUAGGGUCUGGGAGGAGGAAUGUGGACCGGUUGUUUAUGCUAGGCGCGGGCGUUGGACACAAGAUCCUGCCUGCGUGAUUCUUUCUCUCCUUCUCGGUUUACCGGUGCUGUGGCGGGGGAAGGGAAAUUUAUUGCGGAAGAUCUCAACCCGCCGGGAUCAAGAAGGACGGACAGGCGGAUUAAGAAAUAGACAGCGGCAGGGGAGGAGGAGGAGGAGGAGGAGGAGGAGGUGGGGCUGUGUCAGCUUUGUGCUUUGUGGGUGUCCGCCCCUCCCCGCCAUUGUUUACUCCCCCUGAGGCGCUUGUGCUCCUCGCCGCCCGCAACACCGCCCCGCAUAAGUAGGGUGGAGUGUGCCUCCCUCAAGGACCGAUCCUGCCGCUGCCGCUAUUGUUUCCGUUGUACGGGCGCCGGGCCGGGCACGUUGCCAUAUUCCGUCUCCCUCCCGCCGCCCCCCUCCCCGCCCCACCGGCCUACCCAAGUUGCUUCUGUUCCUUGUACUUGCUGUUUCUUUGCCGUCUGGACUCUGGAGCCGUUGAUGUUCCUUCCCCGGACAAGUAGUAUGAUGGGUUAGCAUAGCACACAAGUCGUCUUCUUCUUCCUCCUCCUGCGGUGGUGGUCUGCUCUGCUCUGCUCUGUGUGUGAGCGCAUUGUUGGCCUGGGGGAGUGAGAAGCUGCAUAUUUUGUUCGUGCUUUGAACCUCUGCUUCUGUCAAGAUGAAGUUCAUGAAGCUUGGAUCGAACCCGGACACCUUUCAGGACGAUGGGAGCGAAGUCAGAAUUGUGGAAACUGAAUUGGUGAGUGAUAUCACUGUUCGUCUAGGGAACACAAAGUUUUACCUUCACAAGUUUCCACUUCUAUCCAAGUGUGCUCGCUUUCAGAAGUUGAUCCCAACUACUGGUGAUGAAAAUAUCGAUAUCCACAUCCAUGACAUUCCUGGUGGCCCAAAGGCUUUUGAGAUAUGUGCCAAGUUCUGCUAUGGCAUGGUUGUCACACUCAAUGCGUAUAAUGUCGUUGCUGCCCGCUGCGCUGCGGAGUACUUGGAGAUGAAUGAAACUGUCGACAAGGGUAAUCUGAUCUACAAGAUUGAUGUCUUCCUCAGCUCAAGCAUAUUCAGGAGUUGGAAAGAUUCCAUUAUUGUCCUUGGGACAACAAAAGCUCAUUUACCAUGGUCAGAGGAUCUUAAGCUGGUUAGCCACUGCAUUGAUUCUAUUGCUUCAAAAGCCAAUGUUGACACCUCCAAGGUUGAAUGGUCAUACACGUACAAUCGCAAGAAGCUCUCAGCUGAGAAUGACCUUGAUAUGCAAUGGAAUGGAGUCAAGAAGCAGCCGGCUGUGCCUAAGGAUUGGUGGGUCGAGGAUCUCACGGAUCUCGACAUCGAUUCCUACAAGCAAGUCAUAUCAGCUAUCAAAACAAUGGGCAUAGUGCCCAAGGACGCUGUUGGUGAGGCAAUCAAAGCCUACACAUACAAGAAGCUCCCCUCACUAAGCAAGGUUUCAAUGAUCCAUGGUGAUGGAAAGGUCCGAGCGAUGCUAGUUACCAUCACAUGCUUGUUACCAUCAGAGAAAGGCUCAAUCUCAUGCAGCUUCCUGCUAAAGCUACUGAGGGCAACCAAUCUGCUUAAAUGUGGAGAGAUGUGCAGGAAAGAGCUCGUGAAGAGAAUUGGACGGCAGCUGGAUGAAGCGUCCGUGUCUGAUCUUCUUAUUCCUACAGUCGAUGGGGAGACAACUGGUUAUGACAUUGACAUGAUCCUUAGUAUCGUCGAAGAGUAUGUGAGGCAAGAUAGCAAAAAUGCUCAGAAACAUAAUGCUGAGGUGAACGGUCACGUGCAAGCACCUAGUGCAUCUAUGAUCACAGUAGCAAAAAUCGUUGAUGGUUAUCUCACCGAGGUUGCAAAGGACCCAAAUACCCCUGUUUUGAAGUUCAUCAAUCUUGCUGAGGCAAUUUCAGGCAAUUCAAGGCCUUUCCAUGAUGGGAUAUAUCGCGCCAUUGACAUGUAUAUGAAGGAGCACCCAAGCCUAAGCAAGAGCGACAAGAAGAAGCUGUGCUGCCUCAUGGACUGCAAGAAGUUGUCGCCAGAAGCAUGCGCUCACGCCGUCCAGAACGAGCGCCUCCCUCUGAGAACCGUGGUUCAGGUGCUGUACCACGAGCAGACAAGGGCAUCCGCGGCGGCAACCGUCCGAGCUGACAGCAUCUGCAUCGGCUCCUACGAGAGCUCAAGGUCAGGCGCCACAACCAACACUGAAGACGAGUGGGAUGGAGUCAUAGCGGUGGAGGACCUCAGCCUUUCAUCAAAGACCACGAAGCUGGAGAAAUGCCACAGCGCCGAGAAGAGCCACGGCAGCAGCAAGAGCACCACCAACGGCAAGGCCAAGGGCGGCGCGACGCCGAAGAAGGUGCUGGGGAAGAUGCUGUCGAGCAAGGCGCUGACCGGGGAGCGAAGCAGCUCGGACUCGUCGGACAGCGCCAUCUUGCGGAGCCAGGACCAUCCCAAGAGGACUCCAUCCAGGAGCACCAAGCCGUCGGCUGCUGCCUAGCCCUCCCUGCAUCUCAUCAAAAGAGUGGUGCUGGGGUUUUAGCUGCUGCUGCUGCUGUCUCUUCUUCUUUAUGAAUGUUGCAUAGAAGCAAGAACUAAUGUUUUUUACAAGUCUGUAGGGAUGUUAUAAUGUCAGGUCUGCUUUUAGGGGGAUCUUGUUGUUUAGCAUGUAGGCUUUGCCAUGGAACCUGUGAGACCUUUGGUGCUACUGUGAGGUUUUAUGCCGUUCACUCACUCCUGGUAGUUAUAAGAAGCCUGAUGUGUUUGGACCUUAA
Molecule: messenger RNA, 3109 nt
Organism: Triticum dicoccoides
Lineage: Eukaryota; Viridiplantae; Streptophyta; Magnoliopsida; Poales; Poaceae
Product: BTB/POZ domain-containing protein NPY4-like
Exons: 5
Coding region: 1015-2835 (606 amino acids)
Molecular function (GO): protein binding
Source: RefSeq, a predicted model, not a curated record